Trifolium pratense (red clover) is the source of this 1385-nucleotide messenger RNA. RefSeq lists its product as uncharacterized. Bases 189 to 1046 code for a protein of 285 amino acids. The transcript has a single exon. The record is from RefSeq and is a predicted model, not a curated record. NCBI's taxonomy places the organism in Eukaryota, Viridiplantae, Streptophyta, Magnoliopsida, Fabales, Fabaceae.
UUGGUCACAUGCUGUUUCUCCUUCAACUAAAUUGCCUAUAAGUAGAGAGGGGUGCAACCAAAAUCAAAAACCACAUAAUUCUAAUAUAUAUCUCCUUCAUCUAAAUCUUGAUCAUUUAUGUGUCUAUAAUCCUUUCAAAUCAACCAACAAAUAUAAGAACAAAAAAAGAGUCCAAGAUUCCUUUAAACAUGAAAAGAAAGCACAACAAAAGACUUUCACCUUCAUCUUCACCAUCAUUUACCAACACCAACCUUAAAACAGCAAAACCUGCAGCGUAUUUUGCACUCCUCUUGCUAACUUACACCUUAGGCUACUUAUCCCACAAUUCCAAUCUCGACUCGUUCCAAGUCAAAACUCAAUGCGCUAAUCCAAUUCCCCCGGAAAACACUCGCAAGACACUUAUCGACCACAUCUUCAACGGAACCUCACCGUUUACCGACUUUCCGCCGCCGCACGCAGCGGAUAAGCUUUAUCGCAGUAAAAAGGUCAAAGGUUGGGGUUCAAACAAUGCAGUUUUUGAGAACCUGAUUCAUAAGGUGAAGCCCGAAAUCAUUGUUGAAGUUGGAACGUUCCUUGGUGCUUCGGCGCUUCACAUGGCUAAAUUGACUCAGCGACUUGGACUCAAAACUCAGAUCUACUGUAUUGAUGAUUUUCGCGGUUGGGCUGGGUUUAGGGAGCAGUUCAAAAACAUAGGUAUUAUAAAUGGUGACGUUUUGCUUUAUUAUCAAUUUCUUCAAAAUGUUGUUACUUUUAAUCAAACCGCGUCGAUUUUACCCUUACCAUUUUCGAGUGAGCAAGCAUUAAUAAAGCUUUGUGAAUGGGGUGUUUGGGCUGAUUUGGUAGAGAUUGAUGCGAGCCACGAAUUUUUGUCGGUAUGGGCUGACAUAAAUCGGGGAUUUUUAAUUCUCCGACCCGGUGGGAUUAUUUUCGGGCAUGACUAUUUUUUUCCCGGAGAUAAUAGAGGGGUUAAAAGAGCCGUUGAUUUAUUUGCCAAAAUUCACCGUCUUAAGAUAAAAGUUGAUGGCGAACAUUGGAUUUUGAUUUAAAAGUUAGUUACUAUAUAUGUAGUAGAGAUCAAUCUUCCUUAAAAUUUCUUAAAAUAAUUAAUUAUAAAUUUUCUCAUUAAGAAUAAUCCCCUAAGAACGCCUCAUCUUUGAUUAUUGUUAGAUUUAAUGUGUUUGUUGAAAUAUUUGGCCCAAUAAUUUCCGACAAAGAUGUGAGCAACAGUGCAACACCAUGAAGCAAAUCAAAGGAUUAGAAGGCAUGGUUGAUCUGACCCAAUAGUUCCUCACCAAAAUGAUGUGAAGUUGUGAACAAGUUGUUGAUUGAUCUGAGCAUAUUGUAAUGACAACAUUUCAUCAAUAGAACAACAAUUUGGUCUUUCA